Messenger RNA from Morus notabilis, 802 nucleotides. RefSeq names its product ethylene-responsive transcription factor 13. NCBI's taxonomy places the organism in Eukaryota, Viridiplantae, Streptophyta, Magnoliopsida, Rosales, Moraceae. Gene Ontology annotation, molecular function: DNA-binding transcription factor activity; DNA binding. The record is from RefSeq and is a predicted model, not a curated record. Gene Ontology annotation, biological process: ethylene-activated signaling pathway; regulation of DNA-templated transcription. The transcript has a single exon. The coding region runs from base 160 to 747 and encodes 195 amino acids.
AUCACAUCAAUACAUGUCGGUGUGUGUGUGUAUAUAUAUGCAUAUAUCAUCUGCGACAGAGACUUUCAAACCAUCCAAAGCCAUUGUUUUGUAAUUCGCAUUUCACAGAUAUCUUCUAUUUUUAUAUUAUAAACGAAAACAUCAUAUUUCAGGCAAAACAUGUCGAGUUUUUUCAUUCCAAACUCCGCCGACAUGGCUCUUCUGGAGUCCGUUCGCCAACACCUUCUAGACGACGAUUGUGUCAAUCCUCCGGCGACCUUUUUCGCCAAUGUGGCUCCGGUACGCGAAGCUACUCGUAUGACGGGGAUAGAACAGUACCAAGAGGGAGCACGUGAGAGACACGCGCCGUCAGGAGGGGUGCAUUUUAGGGGCGUGAGGCGGCGGCCGUGGGGGAAGUACGCGGCGGAGAUUAGGGACCCGAAGAAGAACGGCGCAAGAGUGUGGCUUGGGACGUACGAGACGCAGGAGGAUGCGGCUUUGGCUUACGACCGAGCCGCUUUCAAGAUGCGUGGCUCCAAAGCCAAGCUCAAUUUCCCUCACCUCAUUGGAUCGUCCCAUGAGUUGGAGCUCGCGAGAGUGACUCCCAAGCGGCGCUCGCCGGAGACUUCGGCUUCGUCGGGCGACGGUGGAUCGCCCAAGCGGAGGAAGAGUGGAAAUGGCUUUGAGGUUGAGGCUAAAGUUGAGUUGGAUGAUGAAACGACUUGGUUAGGUUUUUGCCCGCAUGAAACCAUAAACGGUUGGAAGUGAUUUGCUGUGAACGAAUUGUACAAGUAACUGCUGCGUCUCUUUGACCAUCAGUCAC